Molecule: messenger RNA, 2060 nt
Organism: Oreochromis aureus
Lineage: Eukaryota; Metazoa; Chordata; Actinopteri; Cichliformes; Cichlidae
Product: peroxisomal succinyl-coenzyme A thioesterase-like
Exons: 12
Coding region: 281-1672 (463 amino acids)
Biological process (GO): acyl-CoA metabolic process; fatty acid metabolic process
Molecular function (GO): fatty acyl-CoA hydrolase activity
Source: RefSeq, a predicted model, not a curated record
AAUUGUUUGCCCAGUGGUCUGUUGAACAGCCCUGUUGGUUUUCUGUUUACAGUUUGGAAUUAAAACCUUUCUUUACUCAGUUUUGUGUUGGGGGCGUGUGUAUGUUACUCCUCCCCUGACGCCUAGCAGAGGAGGUUGUAACAGCCUCCAAAGGCAGCCAAUAUCCAAAGAAGAGCUUUGAAUGUCCUUCAAGAAAUAACUGUGUUGGAGAAUAUUGACGUUCACGCUCGUUAGACCGGUACUCAGCUUUUGCUUCAUAUUUCUAUUGUCAAGAAAGACCAUGUUUAGGGCACAUAUGAGUGUGACAAGAAUAUGGCAGCUCAUAGAAAAGAGGAUGAUGUCGUGCAUCAGUGUGCAUGGGAAGCUGCCCGGUCUUCAGCGUGCUGUUGGUGAAGUUCGGAGGAAGAGCAGCUUUAGACAAAGCCCUUUGCUGACAGCCACUCCUGUUCGUGCGCUCAUAGAUGAACAGAUCAGCAUUAAAGGGUGUUUCCUGUCUCAAAAUUAUCCUGUCACAGUGUGCGCACAAAUGCACAGUGAGGAGGGAGAUCUGUGGGAGGCGUUUGCUCAUUAUACAACAAAUGCGAGCGGCAGCAUCAACUUGACCAGCGAUCAUUCAGUUGGAGGUUCUUAUGUAGGCUGUGAGCCGAUGGGACUCUUCUGGGCUUUGGAGCCUGCACUCGGAAGCAGAGAAGGUUUGAGGCUUAGGAAAAGAAACGUGGAGACCCCAUACAUAGUGAACAUCUCCUUAUUGGAGGGCCACACUUCACCCAGUGAGGGGCAGAGGACUGAGCUGGCAGCUGUAACCACUGAGCGCUGGUACAUGGCGCCAGGAGUGAGGAGAAUAGAGAUCCGUCAAAACAAAAUCGUAGGAACAUUAUUCUUACCCCCGGGCCCGGGCCCUUUUCCUGCUAUGCUGGAUCUGUGGGGAAUGGGUGGAGGACUGUUGGAGUACCGCUCUGCACUUUUUGCCUCCAGGGGUUUUGCGAGUCUUUCUGUUGCUUACAUGGGGCACAAAGACUUACCUGGACCACCACACAUGAGUGUUGGCGAUUCAUAUUUCAAAUCAGCCUUCCAGCUACUUCAAGAUCACUGUCAGGUCGAUGCAGACAGAAUUGGGGUCAUUGGCCUCUCCUAUGGAGUCUUUCCGACUCUUCGCAUCGCCACUACGAUUGGUUUUAAACCAUCAUGUUUGAUUUGUAUUAAUGGGGCAGUAGGAAGCCCGCUGUUGGACGAAGAUGGCAAGAGCAAAAUGUUUGAGAGCGAUCAGAAACAUUGGGAGUUCGAUGAUCGAGGCUAUGCGAGUUUCAGAAAUGUCUCUCUGCCGGAUAAUCUGCCCCCUGAGAGCAAACAGAAGGUAGAGAACAUCACCUGUCCUCUCAUGUACAUAGUGGGUGAAGAUGAUCUGUGUGCUGCAAGCACAGAGAAUGCAGAUGUGAUUGAGGAGGCCCUGAGGUCUGCAGGUAAAUCUCAUCAGUUUACCCGUUUGUCAUAUCCCGGCGCCGGUCACCUGAUCGAGCCACCCUACACACCGUGUGCAAGAGCGUCUCUAUGGAGAGCCAAACCAGAGAAAUUAUUCACUCUGUGGGGAGGUCACCCCGCACCCCACGCUGCUGCUCAAGAAGAUGCCUGGAAGAGGAUCCUGGAGUUUAUGGAAACCCAUCUGAGGCGAUGAAUCACCGCAUGGACAAUAAUCCAUCAUUAACGGGAUUCUGAAAUCCUGCAUUUGUCUGAGAGAGAGUUGUGAAAGAUGUCCCACAACUGGUGUGCAACUUGGUGAAAAGAACAGCAAUAAUAAUAAUAAAUAAAUAAACUAAUUUAAAAUUAUUUGGGCCACAAGAGGUCGCUGCUUGGUUGCUAUCAAAACAGGCAUUUUAAUAGGAGUCAAUCUGCACGGUACAAAGGAAAAAUCUUUCAGCAGUUUAGACCCACAGAUGCUGGGCUGCCAAGUACAGCUGCAGUUAUACUCAUCAAGUAGUAUAGGUCUUAUUUUUCUUAACUGGACUGCAUUACAUGUACACAUGUCUGUUAUUUGUCUUUCUUAAAGAUAGCACCAGUUCUCA